CCACGUCUUAAUUUUCCGUUUCUGUGUAAACAAAACAAAACCUAAAAGGCUAAAAUAGAAGACGACGCAGGUUUUCGCAUCGGCGAAGAAGAAGAAGAAGAAGCUAGUAAAUUGAUUUCAUAGACGCCGGAGAAAUGCGAGUCAUGAGAUCGUUGCGCGGUAAUUCUAGUGCGGGAUUGGUUUUCCGGCCGGCGAGGCUAAGUUCUCUUCGGAGCGUCUUUACCGGUUGCCGUGCUGUGAUGCUGCCUCGCUUUGGCGGUCCGGAGGUUUUGGAGCUCCGGGAGAAUGUUCCGGUGCCGAAUCUUAAUCCCAGUGAGGUUCUCGUCAGGGCGAAAGCUGUAUCCGUGAACCCUCUUGAUUGCAGAAUACGAGCAGGAUAUGGGCGUUCUGUAUUCGAACCACAUCUACCUAUUAUCAUUGGACGCGAUGUCAGUGGCGAAGUUGCGGCGAUUGGGAAUUCAGUGAAGUCGUUUAAAGUAGGACAACAAGUUUUUGGUGCAUUGCAUCCCACGGCGUUAAGAGGUACUUACAGUGAUUAUGGAGUUCUUUCUGAGGAAGAACUCACUGAAAAGCCAUCAUCGGUUUCUCAUGUGGAGGCAUGUGCCAUUCCUUUCGCAGCCUUGACUGCUUGGCGCGCUUUAAAGAGUAAUGCUCGGAUUAUCGAAGGGCAAAGACUAUUAGUUUUUGGAGGAGGAGGAGCAGUAGGGUUUUCUGCAAUCCAGCUCGCUGUAGCCUCUGGGUGUCAUGUUACAGCUUCUUGUGUCGGGGAGACCAAAGAUAGAAUACUAGCAGCUGGUGCCGAGCAAGCGGUUGACUACACUACCGAGGACAUUGAGUUGGCAGUAAAAGGAAAGUUUGACGCUGUGUUGGAUACUAUUGGUCGGCCUGAAACCGAGAGAAUAGGCAUCAACUUCUUGAGGAAGGGUGGAAACUAUAUGACUCUCCAGGGUGAGGCUGCAUCAUUGACUGAUAGAUACGGUUUUGUGAUUGGGCUUCCGCUUGCAACUUCACUCUUGGCGAAGAAAAAGAUACAAUAUCAGUAUUCUCAUGGAAUAGACUAUUGGUGGACGUAUAUGAGGGCUGAUCCUGAGGGUCUGGCCGAGAUUCAGCGGUUAGUUGGAGCCGGAAAGCUAAAGAUACCUGUGGAAAAAACAUUUCCGAUAACCGAAGUUGUAGCAGCUCAUGAAGCCAAGGAGAAGAAGCAGAUUCCGGGUAAGGUGGUGCUAGAGCUCUGAACUACAUAGAUAAAUAUAGUAACAGUAAUAAUACCUGCAUAGCUCUCUAGCAGUUGUUCUUUCUAGAUAUUACACGCAUGAGGAACAAAUGUCUUUGCGUCUGGAGUUUUCUGUAAAUGAGAUCUAUCAGGCUUAGAUUGAGAUCAAGAACUUGAAGUUUCUGUAUAGACUUUCCAAAUGGUUUGUUUUAUUUCGACGUGUCUUUGUUGCAACUUGCAGUAAAACAACUAAGCCAAGUAAUGAAAAUGGUUUAGAACUUUCCU
Messenger RNA from Eutrema salsugineum, 1498 nucleotides. Its product is annotated as reticulon-4-interacting protein 1, mitochondrial. NCBI's taxonomy places the organism in Eukaryota, Viridiplantae, Streptophyta, Magnoliopsida, Brassicales, Brassicaceae. The record is from RefSeq and is a predicted model, not a curated record. Bases 135 to 1235 code for a protein of 366 amino acids. Gene Ontology annotation, molecular function: oxidoreductase activity. The transcript is spliced from 7 exons.